GAGUAAGUAAGUGAAGAGGAUGUAUCAAACCCAAGUAACUGUGAAAAGAUGGCCUUCUCGUCUCCAACAAACUUCCUUGGUUUGGACGUCAAGUUACCUCUCCACCUUCUUCUGUGACACCUUCAUCUCAACCACCUUCAUCUCAUAUCUCUCAUCCUCCCCUCAUUUCUGAUUCACCAUUUUUCUCCACUUUUCCAUAUCCUCAAAUCCCAAAUUUCGAUCUCCAAAAAGCUUCCAUUUCUGCAAAUAUCAAUCCGAAAUGGUACCGAUACUCACUCCAAAACCCAACGAUUCAGUGCCCAUUCCCGCAAAUGAAGAAGACGAUCAUCCCAGCGCCGCCACCGCCGCUCUUCUACCACCCUUCUUCUCAGACUCUUGCCCCUCAAAUUCAAACCCUAAACCGGCUGCCAUCACCCUCAUCUUCAUCUCCCUCCUCCUCUCCACCUGCAUUGCCCUCGCCGCCGCAGCCGCCUUCGCCUUCCUCUUCUUCCGCUCCGCCUCUAAUCCGCCGCGGGAGGUGGCGAGGCCGCUCGCGAAGCUCAAGAGCCCCGUCGUCUUACUGAUUUCAAUGGAUGGAUUCAGAUUCGGAUACCAAUUCAAGACCGACACUCCCCACAUCCGUAGAUUGAUCGAGAAUGGGACUGAAGCUGACCUAGGUUUGAUUCCCGUGUUUCCAACUCUUACUUUCCCCAAUCAUUACUCCAUUGUCACAGGCUUGUACCCUGCUUAUCACGGAAUUGUGAACAAUUUCUUCACCGAUCCCGCCACCGGCGACUUCUUCACAAUGGCUAGCCACGAGCCCAAGUGGUGGCUCGGUGAGCCGCUGUGGGAGACGCUGGCGAAUCGCGGCUUGAAAGCCUCUACUUAUUUCUGGCCUGGCUCUGAGGUAGUGAAGGGCUCUUGGAACUGCUCUACUGAAUACUGCAUGGUUUAUAAUAGCUCUGUGCCUUAUGAAGAGAGAGUUGAUACUGUUUUGAGAUACUUUGAUUUGAACAGUAAUGAGAUUCCUUCGUUUAUGACAUUGUAUUUCGAGGAUCCCGAUCAUCGAGGCCAUAAGGUUGGCUCCGAUGAUCCAAAGAUAACGGAGGCGAUUGCGAGGGUUGAUAGCAUGAUUGGGAGGUUGAUUAGUGGUUUAGAAAAGAGGGGUGUUUUUGAGGAUGUGAGUAUCAUUUUGGUUGGUGAUCAUGGGAUGGUUGGGACUUGUGAUAAGAAGCUGAUAUAUCUAGAUGAUCUUGGGAUACCCAAGGACUGGAUUCAGUCGUAUAGCCCGCUGCUUGCCAUCCGCCCACCAUCUGGCUAUUCGCCUAAGGAAGUUGUGGCGAAGAUGAAUGAGGCUCUCAAGUCGGGGAGUGUAGUGAAUGGUGAGUAUUUGAGGGUUUAUGUCAAGGAGGAUCUGCCUAGGAGGCUGCAUUAUGCGGAUAGUGAUCGUAUCCCUCCGGUUAUAGGCUUGGUGGAUGAGGGGUUUAAGGUGGAGCAGACGAGGUUAAAGAGGCAAGAAUGUGGAGGAUCACAUGGAUAUGACAAUGCAAUCUUCUCCAUGAGGAGUGUUUUCAUUGCUCAUGGACCUCGAUUUGGUAGGGGGAGGAAGGUCCCUUCAUUUGAGAAUGUUCAGAUAUACAACUUGGUUACGAGCAUUUUGAACAUUGAUGGAGCUCGAAAUAAUGGAACAGAGUCUUUUCCCUUGAAAGUUCUUCUACCUAGCCAUUGAGAUCAUUAGUUGUUUCUCGUGCUCAAUGAAGUGGUUAGGUUGUAAUCCGGUGCCAGAGUGGCGAAUUAUGCCAUGUACGCUGAUGAGUAGUAUUCUUGAUGGGACAUGGCUGGUGAUUCAGAUGAUACAAUGGAGUUUUGCCAAGAGAGAGAUAUGUGGCUUAGGUUAUGCUUUAAGCUUAUGAAAUAAGAUGCUCGAUUCAUACGCUUGAUGGCCCUCAGCCAUGGCAACAUUUUUCAAGUAUAGUUUCUCAUGCUGGGACAGUUUUAUACUUGCUGAAGUGAAUAUAUAGCAAUCCGAAAUGACACGAAGCUCUCUGCAGAAACCGGCAUCCGUUGUGAUGGUUGUGCUUUGCUUCGGUGGAUGAGGAAUGUGAAAGUGUUAACUAAUUGAAGUGCAUCUGCAAGUUAGAACUUUGAAUCAAAGCAUCUUGGUUUUACUGAAUUUUCAACUGAUCAGGGAUUUUCUGGUUGAAUCCUUAGGUUUGAUAUUAAACCUUACAAGUGAUGAUGCUUUUUGCAGUUACAUUCAUCUACUUGAUCACUUGUUUCUAAAUUGAAUUGAAUGUUGAGAUCCUAGUAAAAUGUAUGAAAAACUUAAGUGAGUUUGCUAUGUAUAUAUGCAGUUGCUGCGAAUCGUGCAGAAAGGUCUUCCAGCCUUUGGUUGUAGCCUCUCUAUAACUCUAGAAUAUAUCCAUAUAUACAUGUAUCCAUACAUUAUUGCAAGUCGGUAUUAAAACUUUUUCAGAAUAUUAAUGGAUUUUGGAUGCACUUAUUGAUUUAAGGUGAA
Messenger RNA from Salvia miltiorrhiza (redroot sage), 2497 nucleotides. RefSeq lists its product as uncharacterized. Gene Ontology annotation, cellular component: vacuole. NCBI's taxonomy places the organism in Eukaryota, Viridiplantae, Streptophyta, Magnoliopsida, Lamiales, Lamiaceae. The record is from RefSeq and is a predicted model, not a curated record. The coding region runs from base 260 to 1708 and encodes 482 amino acids. The transcript has 2 exons.